AUGUCCACUCGCCGCGCCGCCAGAGUAGACGACGGCGCCACCGUCAAACUCAUCAGGUCCGUAACUCCUCCCCUCUCUUCUUCUCGCAAGCACCCUUCUCCUUCUAACCCUCUCCAUUCCGACAAAGAGAACGUUAACAACCGCCGCAGAUCCACUUCUCGUGAAUCCGCUUCCAACCCGACCCAAAAACCCGUUAUCCGACCCGUCCCUCGCAUAUCCACCUCGUCCGUCUCUAGAGGUCGGACCCCUAGCCCCACCGAAUUCCACAAGAUCCAUCGGGUCUCCGUGGAUCGGGUCGCCAUGGAUCCGACCCACGGAAAAGGAAAAACGGAUCUGAACAAAUCGAAGGUUCAAACUCGCUCAAGGUCAAGCUUUGAUGGCAAUGGAAGUUCCAAAAGCGAGUUCAAGUAUCAGAGUGAUGGCAACAAGAAGAACGAGAGCGUGAAGAGCAACAAGUACCAGAGCAAGCUUCACGAGAAGCUUGCGUUUCUUGAAGGGAAAGUGAAGAGAAUAGCGUCAGAUAUAAAGAAGACGAAGGAGAUGUUGGAUAUGAAUAACCCUGAUGCAUCAAAGGUGAUCCUUUCUGAUAUUCAGGACAAGAUCUCGGGUAUUGAGAAAGCCAUGGUUCAUGUUGUUACAACAACAACUCAUGAUGAUGAUGAUGGUGUUGUUGAUGAGAAGAAGAAUAAGCAAUUGGGUAUGGUUGAUAAGAGCGUUUCUAAUGAUGGGUUUCAAGGUGGUGAAGGGAAGAGUUUUGUGAAAGGGUUAAACAGUGAGGAAUUGGAGGCUCGGUUGUUUCCUCAUCACAAGCUGAUUCGUGAUAGGACACUGAUUAAGGGUAAGGAUGAUGAUAAUUGCUCUGUGGUGAAGCCAAUGGUGGAAGAUAAGGUUUUGAGUCCUGUUGAUCACAACUCAAUAGCGAUGGAGUUCUUGGAUUCUCUUGGGAAUGAGAAGAGUAAGGUUUCUGUUUCUACAAGAGAGUGUGAGGUUCAAGAAACGGGUGGUGGUGAUGGAAAUGGAAGGAACAAGGUUUGGGAGAAUAAUGAAAAGUGUGACAUUGAUUUGCUCCUCCAGGCGAAUGAGAUUCUUGAAGAGUUAGAUGAACAAGAGAACAAAAUGGAGGGUCAGGGUCAGGGUCAGGGAGAGUUUGUUGGAGAUGAGAUGGAUGAAGCUUUCAAUUUCAAGCUGAAUGAGAUAGGAAACAAAAUUGCAGCUGCUGGAUGGUUCCUGUCUGAAGGGGAGGCUGUUCUCCUUGCUCAUGAUGAUGCUUCUUGUUCCUAUUAUGAUAUUACCAAUUGCGAGGAAAAAGCUGUAUAUUUGCCCCCACCAGAAGUUUCACCUAAUAUGUGGAGAGAUUGCUGGGUAAUUCGUGCCCAUGGUUAUGAUGGUUGCUCUGGAAGGUUUGUAGUAGCUGCAUCUGCUGGCAAUACUAUGGAUUCAGGCUUUUGCUCGUGGGAUUUUUACACCAAGGAAGUGCGAGCUUUCCAAAUGGAGAGGGGAACAACCUCCUCGAGAUCAGCUCUUCGACCCUUGCCUAAUAACAUUGUGCAAAGAAGGAGCUCUGAAUCUAGCAUUUUUGCGCCAGAAGCUAGGCAAUGUUGGUAUAAACCGUGCGGAAAUCUCAUAAUCUCUACUGCCAGCUCACAGAGAGCUGUAAAAGUUUUUGACGUUCGUGAUGGAGAGCAAAUCAUGACAUGGGAUGUUCAAAAUCCUGUUAUAGCAAUGGAAUAUUCCAGCCCUUUGCAAUGGAGAAACAGAGGAAAGAUAGUAGUGGCUGAAGCUGAAACCAUUUCUUUGUGGGAUGUGAAUUCACCUAGUCCUCAAGCUCUGCUCUCUGUUCCUUUGGGUGGUCGAAAAGUUUCUGCUCUCCAUGUGAGCAACACUGAUGCAGAGCUGGGUGGAGGGGUUCGGAGAAGAGUAAGUUCAUCAGAGGCUGAAGGAAACGAUGGUGUGUUCUGCACUUCGGAUUCUAUUAAUGUCUUAGACUUUCGCCAGCCAUCUGGUGUGGGUCUUAGGAUAUCAAAACAUGGCGACAAUGUGCAAUCAGUUUUCUGUCGGGGAGAUUCUGUCUUCCUUGGUUGUAGCAGCUCAAGUUCAAUGGGCAAGAAGCAGUCCUCAUCAGUGAUCCAACAAUUUUCAUUGCGCAGAGGAGGACUGUUUAGCACCUACGCUCUUCCAGAAUCCAAUACUAACUCACAUGCAGCAAUCUCCCAAGUUUGGGGUAAUUCUGAAUUUGUAAUGGGUGUUUGCGGUCUAGGACUAUGUGUGUUUGAUGCACUGAAAAAUGAUGCAUUACGGGAGCUCAAGAUGGAUUAUUCCAAUGCUCAAAGCCUUAGAGAAGUUGUUGGCCCAGAUAACUUGUAUUGUCCUUCCUUUGAUUAUCUGGGAUCUCGUGCUCUUCUCAUAUCUAGAGAUCGACCAGCUAUGUGGAGGCAUCUAAUAGUUUGA
Gastrolobium bilobum is the source of this 2448-nucleotide messenger RNA. RefSeq names its product KIN14B-interacting protein At4g14310. Bases 1 to 2448 code for a protein of 815 amino acids. NCBI's taxonomy places the organism in Eukaryota, Viridiplantae, Streptophyta, Magnoliopsida, Fabales, Fabaceae. The record is from RefSeq and is a predicted model, not a curated record. The transcript has 3 exons. Gene Ontology annotation, molecular function: protein binding.